Ostrea edulis (European flat oyster) is the source of this 734-nucleotide messenger RNA. RefSeq names its product perlucin-like protein. Gene Ontology annotation, cellular component: external side of plasma membrane. The transcript has 5 exons. NCBI's taxonomy places the organism in Eukaryota, Metazoa, Mollusca, Bivalvia, Ostreida, Ostreidae. The coding region runs from base 108 to 617 and encodes 169 amino acids. The record is from RefSeq and is a predicted model, not a curated record. Gene Ontology annotation, biological process: biological process involved in interspecies interaction between organisms. Gene Ontology annotation, molecular function: carbohydrate binding.
UGUUUAUCGUUAUCUUCCUUCCUACGUACAGUUCUAGGACUGUACAGCGUGAAGUUUAGACAGAACUACGGUGUUUUCUGUUUCACUAUUGUCGUUUUAGCAGAAGCAUGAUUCGUCUUUUGCUUGUCCUCGUGAUACUGUUCGUGGACAAGGGACAUACACAGGGUGCAAACUGCCGGAAGGGAUGGCGCUUUUUUCAAGAAAGUUGUUACUACUUCGGUACCCAGCAGACCACUUGGCCGGGAGCUGAGUCCUACUGUUUAAGCAUGAACUCUGGGCUGGUAGAAAUUGAAACAGAGGCGGAAAAUAACUACCUUGAAUCUCAACUGAAAGUUAUCCACAAUCAUGGAUCAGACCCAACAGCUAAUCAAAACGAGGUAUCUUAUUGGUUAGGUGGAAAUGAUAUUGAAAUAGAAGGAGUAUUUAAAUGGGUGAAAUCUGAUCUCACACUAACGUUCACGGACUGGAAUCCUGGGCAACCUGAUGAUGCUAAUGGCGAGGAUUGUAUGGAGCUUAGAGGGGCCUUUCACUAUCACUGGAACGACCUCCCUUGUAAUAUUCCCCAUCACUUCAUUUGUGAGACACCGGCAUUUGACAGCAAUAUCAUUGGCAAGUGAGAGGGUAUCCCACAGACAGGCAUACAGACCAGUGGACCUUCAAAUAUAUCUGUAAUCUUUCUUUAAACAAAUAUAUAUCCCACAAUUAACAUCAAUGAUGAUGAUAUGAAAACAAAA